Danio rerio (zebrafish) is the source of this 4705-nucleotide messenger RNA. It is a transcript of the gene sin3b, whose product is annotated as SIN3 transcription regulator family member B. NCBI's taxonomy places the organism in Eukaryota, Metazoa, Chordata, Actinopteri, Cypriniformes, Danionidae. The record is from RefSeq and is marked provisional. Gene Ontology annotation, biological process: regulation of DNA-templated transcription; negative regulation of DNA-templated transcription. Gene Ontology annotation, molecular function: transcription corepressor activity. Gene Ontology annotation, cellular component: nucleus.
GGAGAGAAAAAAUACAUACAUUGUUUCUCGUUCUCUCCGUUGGUACCGAUGGGGUCUCAGGAGUGAUCCGCACGCUUGAUGGUGUAGUUUUAGCAGGGAUUGCGAGCUCCGAACACACUUGCGGGCUCGAUCUGGAAGUCCAUACUGGAGUAACUGGGUGGCCGUCCGUAAAGUAGACUGGACUUGUUGGGGGAAGAGAGCUGGGUGGCCCCCCGAAACGAACUGAUUUUUGCACGCCAGAACAAGCCGCAAAUACGGAGGGACGGUAAAACAUCGCGGCUUCGGUGGCUGUUGGUGGGGAAGGAAACGCACCAUGGCGAAGAUUCAGGCUCACAGCAGCACUGCGAAGCAAAUCAACCAGAUCCAAGACAAGGCCUAUGUGGUUCAGAAGCAAGUCCAGCAGCAGCACUUUCAGAAACUAAAGGUAGAGGAUGCCUUAUCUUACUUGGACCAAGUUAAAAUACGGUUUGGAAAUGAUCCAGGAAUCUACAAUAAGUUUUUGGAUAUCAUGAAAGAAUUUAAAUCGCAAAGCAUUGACACACCAGGAGUUAUCAACAGAGUUUCCCAGCUCUUCCAUGGGCACCCGGACCUUGUCCUGGGAUUUAAUGCAUUUCUACCGCCUGGGUAUCGGAUUGAAAUUCCCAAGAAUGGAAUGGCAUUUCUUCAAUCCCCAUUUUCCUCGCAGGUUUCUCCAGGAGCAGGACGGAGUACAGGCAGUUCUGUCGUCAGUGCCUCUUCAUCAGCAGUGGUUGAGGCAGCAGGGCCAGCUCAGAAUGAAGCUGUGACCUCUCCGGAGAGCAUUGCUUCAUCUUCGGGACCUCCUGAACAGUCAAGCAAGUUGUCACUUCCUCUACCCAACCGAGAGAGCCAAUCACAGCCAGCGGCCACAUCUGUGUCCCCUCCCACUUCCGAGCCCAGCCCUGUGGAGUUUGACAGCGCCAUCAGCUACGUCAAUAAGAUCAAGAACCGAUUUUUGGACAACCCAGAAACCUACCGGGCUUUUUUGGAAAUUCUGCACACAUACCAGAAGGAGCAGCUGGAGGUGAAGGAGAGCAGAGGUCGCAGCACUGGAGGAAUGACUGAAGAUGAGGUUUUCUCUAAAGUGGCCAGUCUUUUCAAAGGGCAAGAGGAUCUGCUCGCCGAAUUUGGCCAGUUUUUACCUGAUGCAAAGAGAUCUUUGUUCACUGGAGGUUCUUUGCCGCUGAAGAAAGUGGAGGAAGAAGAACUGAAUAAACAGACCAAGAAAAGACCAAGACCCAUGCUACUGCCCCACAUGACCCCACUCCUAAAGAAAAAAAUGAAGUAUUCCUGUUCCAAAGACCCAUCUUUUGCCUCUGUUGGAAAACACGGAGUCUUGCGGGAAUUCACGUUCUUUGACAAGGUUCGUCGUCUACUCAAAAGUCAGGAGGUGUACGAGAAUUUCUUGCGCUGCAUAGCCUUGUUCAAUCAGGAAGUGGUUUCGGGAGCCGAACUCCUGCAGCUUGUGACUCCAUUCUUAGGGAAGUUUCCAGAACUGUACACCCAGUUUAAGUCAUUUUUGGGUGAUAAAGAGCUGUCUCAUGUCAUCUCGGGGCUCUCCGACCGCUACAUGGAGGGUGGAGGCAGAGAAGUGGAUUAUGCCUCCUGUAAACGACUAGGCUCAAGCUACAGAGCCCUGCCCAAGACAUACCAACAGCCCAAAUGCAGCGGCCGAACUGCUAUAUGCAAAGAGGUGCUGAAUGAUACAUGGGUCUCAUUCCCUUCCUGGUCUGAAGACUCAACUUUUGUGAGUUCCAAGAAAACACCAUAUGAAGAGCAACUUCAUCGCUGUGAGGAUGAGCGGUUUGAGCUGGAUGUUGUGCUCGAGACCAAUUUGGCAACGAUAAGAGUAUUGGAAAGCGUGCAGAAAAAGCUAUCCCGCCUUUCACUAGAGGAUCAAGAGCGUUUCCGAUUGGACGACUGCCUGGGUGGCACUUCCGAAGUCAUCCAACGGCGUGCAGUCUAUCGCAUAUAUGGCGAUAAAGCACCAGAGAUCAUAGAGGGGUUGAAGAGGAGUCCAGCCACUGCAGUUCCUGUUGUACUCAAACGUUUGAAAGCGAAAGAAGAGGAGUGGAGGGAGGCCCAGCAGGGUUUCAACAAAAUCUGGAGAGAGCAGUACGAGAAGGCGUAUCUGAAAUCACUGGACCAUCAGGGUGUCAACUUCAAACAAAACGACAUGAAGGCCCUCCGAUCCAAGAGUCUUCUCAAUGAGAUAGAGAGCAUUUAUGAUGAGCGGCAGGAGCAGAGCACAGAAGAGGGCAGCGUGGGCCAGCAAGGCCGUGACGGCACGAGCACAGCGUCAACCAGCGAACCCCACAUGAUCUUUAACUAUGAGGACAAACAGAUCCUGGAGGACGCCGCUUCCCUCAUCAUCUACCACGUCAAGCGGCAGCCCACCAUCCACAAGGACGACAAGGACCACAUCAAGCGCAUCAUCCAGCACUUCGCCCCAGACCUCUUCUUCGCCCGUCGUGGAGAGCUUAGCGAGACUGAGGAGUUCACGGAUGAGGAGGGCGAGGGGGAAGACGGUGCGGCCGCAGGAGGUGGAGUGUCAUCCACAGGACAACAACAGCUGAACGGCGAGUCCAGAAGACGACGAUGCACUUCUCCUCAAAGCAUGGACACGUCAACAGUGGCCCACAGCAUUAAUCCCGAAGGAGAGGCGGUGGAUCUGAGGGACCCAGAGGCUGAGCAUCAGAAGGAGAUGGAUGGGGUCUACAACUUGUUCUUCGUCAAUAAUAACUGGUAUUUCUUCCUGCGGCUGCACCAGACUCUGUGCUCGCGGCUGCUGAAGAUUUACAGGCAGGCCGAGAGACAGUUGCUGGAGCACCGGGCCGAACAGAACCGGGAACGGCUACUCAUGGGAGAGGGACGCAGGGAAAAGGCAAACGACCUGGCCAUGGAGCUCCGUCUAAAGCAGCCGAGUGAGGUAGAGUUAGAGGAAUAUUAUCCAGCAUUCUUAGACAUGGUACGCAGUCUUCUGGAUGGAAACCUGGAGUCUACCCAGUAUGAGGACACGCUGAGAGAAAUGUUCACCAUCCACGCUUACAUCGGCUUUACCAUCGACAAGCUCAUUCAGAACAUCGUAAGACAGCUUCAGCACCUGGUCAGUGAUGAGGUGUGUCUACAAGUCACUGAGCUGUACCUGGCGGAGAGGAAGAGAGGAGCCGCCGGUGGGAAUCUCUCAUCCCAGUGUGUUCGUGCCGCAUGGGAAGCCAGCUAUCAGUGGAAGGCUGAGAGAGUCAUGGCUGAGGAGAACUGCUUCAAGGUCAUGUUUAUUCAAAACAAGGGUCAGGUGACCUUAACCAUUGAGCUAUUGGACACAGAGGAAGCCCAGGGCGAUGAUCCACUGGACGUUCAGAGCCUGUCUAAUUACAUGGAGCAGUAUAUUGGGACUGAGACUCUGUGCUCUCAGGCUGAAGGCUACUACUUCAAGCCUGUGUUUCUGCCCAGGAAUGUGAGACAUUUCCGUGGCUGGCAGAUCAAGCAGGUUGAAGCCAUGCGCUGCCGGAGAGAGUGGCAUAGAAAGAUGGGUGUAGAGACAGCCGGAAACCUGGACUGCCGAUUCAAACUGAACACACACAAGAUGGUGUUUGUGAUGAACUCCGAGGACUACAUGUACCGCCGAGGAGCCCUGGUGAAGGCUCGGAGGUCUCAGCACAGAGUAGCGAGGGCUCAGCACGAGCGCUUUGAGCAGUGGCACCGGGGCUGGCUGAGUGAACACGUGUCUCCCGCCGCCGAGCGCAGUGUGCAGGAUUGGCUCAUGGGAGAAGAGGAUGAGGACAUGAUACCCUGCAAGACCAAUUGUGUGUCCCUGCAGGUCAAAGGCUUGCAUGUCAACAGGUACCAGGUGCACUACAACAGCAAGGCCCCCGCCUCGCCGUAACAACCUCACGCCUUCAGAUGGAGUUUUGUGAUCUCUCUCUCUUUCUCUUUCUGUCUCACUCACUGAUUCAUUCUCACGGCCGAGGUCAAGUACUCUCAGCCCAAACACAGCAUUUAAGGAGGACAGACAGCUGCUCAGAGGAAGAAAUCCUCAUCGACGAGCAUCACAUCUCAACACUAGUCCAUCAUGGCCGAUGCAGUUAUCAGACGUUUCAGAAAUGUGAAUGUCAAAAACUUUUUUUGUUUGUUUUUUUUUAAAGAAAGUCCAUUGUAGUUUUUAGCAACUGAAAGCAGAGUUUGUUUUGUUUAUACUGAAGUAUUGAGAGACUAGGUUUAAAGUAUGUCUGCAAACAUCUGUAUGUGUCUUUUUGUACAGUACAGUCGACUCAAGAGCUCGAGCAAUUGCAUAUAUGCGGCAGAAAGAUUAUUCCGUGUGCAUUUCCUUGGCUAUGAAUGAUGACCUGGAAAAAAAUUAUGUUUUCUCUGGCGCACACUGGUAUCCUAUCCGUAAUGUCCUUGUUUUAGUUCUCUGUUUUGUGUUCUUUGUUUUCAUCGUCUCUUCUAACUAAACAGGAUUGCCGGUGUCGUCCGUCAAUCACUGCUCAUGAUUUAUAGUCCAUUUUGUUAAAUCUUUCAGAUCAUGUAUCAUAUCGAUCUCGCCAAAUCCUUGCUUUUGUUUGGUGUAAUUUUUACAUAUUAAAACAGAAAAUGACAAAAUAUCAGUGUUUUGAAAAAAGAAUGUAUAACAUUUAUCCUGUAUCAGUUAUCACAAAAUAAACAACCUAGUUGUGCAGUUCUUAAA